Messenger RNA from Melanaphis sacchari, 1153 nucleotides. RefSeq names its product ubiquinone biosynthesis O-methyltransferase, mitochondrial (gene Coq3). The record is from RefSeq and is a predicted model, not a curated record. Gene Ontology annotation, biological process: ubiquinone biosynthetic process. Gene Ontology annotation, molecular function: 2-methoxy-6-polyprenyl-1,4-benzoquinol methyltransferase activity. The transcript has 8 exons. The coding region runs from base 217 to 1059 and encodes 280 amino acids. Lineage: Eukaryota; Metazoa; Arthropoda; Insecta; Hemiptera; Aphididae.
AACACAGUCAAUUGUCACACUGAACGGUAAAGUGAAUUAUAAUUAUUUAUAAUAUUUAUGUUAUAGUGAACUACCCAACGCUGAAGUUCAUCUACUGUAAACCGCAGAGUUAUUAUAUGUUGAUGACUAGAGCUUGCUCAUUGCUAAAUUAAACAAAAAUUAAAUUGACUCUUGCAGUUGCCGCAGUUAACUUUCAUCUCGUAUUUAAAACGUUUCAUGAUUAUGCUUAAUUCCAAAAUUAAUUUGAUAACAAAGAAAACAAAUAUUGCAAGUUCUUUUAUUGUUUUCAGAUCCUUAACACAAAAUUAUGUAAAAGAGACCGUAAAUACUCACGAAGUAGAACAUCAUUCUAAUAUGAAAGACUAUUGGUGGGAUAGUAAAGGACCACUGAAUGCAUUACACUCUUUUAAUCCAUUGAGAGUAUCAUUUUUAAUAAAUGGAUUAACAAAUAUGAAAAAAAUUGAAACCAAAAAUAUUGGAACUCGUCAGAGUCUAGAAAAUAUAAAAAUACUGGAUGUUGGUUGUGGUGGUGGAGUCUUAACUGAGGCAUUAGCACGUCUUGGCGGUAAUGUAACCGGAAUCGAUCCCAGUAAGGAACUAAUAACUAUUGCCAAUGACCAUUCUGUGAUUCUUAGAAACAAAAAUAUCAAAUAUUUCAAUGAAUCAAUUGAAGAGCAUGUAUUAUCAAACACAGAAUCAUAUGAUGCAAUUAUAACUUCAGAAGUUUUGGAACAUGUAUCCAAUAAAUAUGGCUUUUUAACAAACUGUAUUGAUUGUUUAAAGCCUGGAGGAUCUGUUUUUAUAACGACCCCAAAUAGAACAAUUUGUUCAUGGUUAACUGUAAAAGUGGUAGGAGAAACAUUUGAUUUUAUACCUAAAGGUACACACGAAUGGGAAAAAUUUAUAUGUCCUCAUGAAUUGCAGUCAAUUUUAGAAAUUAAUUGUAAAUGUGAUACUAUUUCAAUAAAUGGACUAUCAUACAAUCCUUUCACAAACCAAUGGAGUUGGACUGACUCAACUGACAUAUCUUAUGCCAUACACGCAGUGAAAAGCACAUAGCUAAUAGCUACCACCUACUAUUAACUGUUAUUUUGUAUUAGCUAUUAUAUUAUAAUAUGAUAUAUUAAUAUUUAUAUAAAUUUAUUUGUUAUAA